Molecule: messenger RNA, 1262 nt
Organism: Quercus robur (English oak)
Lineage: Eukaryota; Viridiplantae; Streptophyta; Magnoliopsida; Fagales; Fagaceae
Product: syntaxin-71
Exons: 9
Coding region: 228-1025 (265 amino acids)
Biological process (GO): vesicle fusion; intracellular protein transport
Cellular component (GO): membrane; endomembrane system; SNARE complex
Molecular function (GO): SNAP receptor activity; SNARE binding
Source: RefSeq, a predicted model, not a curated record
UACAGGCUGUAGUUCGAAAGUCCACAUUUGCUCUAGAAACCGCGCCGCUACUGUGCUGGUUGAGUGGUGACCAGACCUGAACAACAGAAGCAGAUAGUCAGAACUCCUAAGAAAUUUGAACUCUUCAAUUUCUUCUUCUUCUCUAAUUUUUUUUACUACUCCUGCUUUCUUUCUCUACUCCGAUCCAAGUUAAACUGUAAAAAGUAAAAAACAAAAAGUAGCAGAAGAUGAGCGUGAUCGACAUCUUGACCAGAGUCGACGCGAUCUGCAAGAAGUACGACAAAUACGACGUCGAAAAGCAGAAGGAUCUCAAUGUCGCCGGCGACGACGCCUUCGCUCGCCUCUACGCCGCCGUCGAAUCCGACCUCGAAUCUGCUCUUCAGAAAGCGGAGUCUGCUUCGAAGGAGAAGAAUAAAGCAUCGGCGGUUGCGAUGAAUGCGGAGGUUCGUCGGACCAAGGCUAGAUUGCUAGAGGAGGUUCCUAAGUUGCAGAGAUUGGCUGUGAAAAAGGUGAAAGGGCUUUCGGGGGAGGAGCUUGCUGCUCGUAAUGAUUUGGUGCUUGCAUUGCCGGAUAGGAUCCAAGCUAUACCAGAUGGGAGUGCUCCUGCAGCCAAACAAAGUGGAGGUUGGGCGGCUUCGGCUUCUCGUACUGAGAUCAAAUUUGAUUCAGAUGGUCGGUUUGAUGAUGAAUACUUUCAACAAACUGAGGAGUCGAGUGGAUUUAGGCAGGAGUUUGAAAUGCGGAAAAUAAAGCAGGAUCAAGGCUUAGAUAUGAUAUCCGAAGGUUUGGAUACACUGAAAAACAUGGCUUCUGAUAUGAAUGAGGAAUUAGAUAGGCAAGUUCCUUUGAUGGAUGAGAUUGACACCAAGGUGGACAAGGCAGCAUCUGACCUUAAGAAUACUAAUGUUAGACUUAAAGACACAGUGAAUCAGCUGAGAUCGAGUCGGAAUUUCUGUAUUGAUAUUAUUUUGUUGUGUAUAAUUCUGGGAAUUGCUGCAUAUUUGUACAAUGUACUGAAGAAGUGAGAUGAACUAAAGAGCCAUUUGACCUGUUUGUAUGAUGUGGUUUGUCUGGCGUUUUCUUGCAUAUGGAGCGGCUUGUUGUGCUUGAUUUAUUAUUUUUAUUGUUUCUCUCAUGUAUUAGGGUUCCUGCUUUCUUCUCAUGUGUUAGAACCUUUGCUUAAUAUAUAAUAACAUCAUUUGUACACAAAUGUGAGCACAUUGGUCAUGUCUUUAUUAAUAAUAUUGGCUUAGUUGCAGUCA